Messenger RNA from Chenopodium quinoa (quinoa), 738 nucleotides. RefSeq lists its product as uncharacterized. Lineage: Eukaryota; Viridiplantae; Streptophyta; Magnoliopsida; Caryophyllales; Amaranthaceae. Gene Ontology annotation, biological process: DNA integration. Gene Ontology annotation, molecular function: nucleic acid binding. The record is from RefSeq and is a predicted model, not a curated record. The transcript has 4 exons. Bases 1 to 738 code for a protein of 245 amino acids.
AUGGCAGAGGACACACAAAUACCCAUUAUAUUAGGUAGGCCUUUCCUCCACACUGCAGGAGCUAUUAUUGAUGUGAAAAAUGGUAAACUAACCCUUUCUGUAGGUGAAGAUAACGUUACCUUUAAUUUAGGGAAGGUCCUUGCGAAGGAUCCCUUAGAGGAAGUUCUCUGCGGGAAUUUAUCUAGCGACAAUGCAAGCAUUUGGGGUAAUGAGGUACAAAGUAUUGAAAAAGCUCUUUCCUUAGAAGAUUUAAGCCCCAAGGAGACAAUGAAGAGGACUGGCAACAUUUCGCGGAGGCAUGAGAUGCCCCAAACUGGGAUUCUCGAAGUUGAAAUAUUCGAUGUUUGGGGUAUCGAUUAUAUGGGGCCGUUCCCAUCUUCCAAUGGGAAUUGUUACAUACUUGUAGCCGUCGAUUAUGUGUCCAAGUGGGUAGAAGCCAUAGCUUCACCAACAAAUGACUCCAAGGUAGUCAUUAAGCUCUUCAAGAAGAUCAUAUUUCCCAGGUUUGGUGUUCCACGCGCUAUUAUUAGUGAUGGGGGUACCCACUUCCAUGAAAGACAAUUGGAUAACCUCCUCAAGAAGUAUGGCGUAUAUCACAGAACAGGGCUUAGUUACCACCCUCAAACUAGUGGUCAAGUUGAGGUCUCUAACAGGGAAAUCAAGGCGAUCCUAGAAAAGAGAGGCGAGGAGAGUGAUAUUUCACCAGUUUUAGGUGUUGUUGUACAGGUAUGCAUUUGA